Molecule: messenger RNA, 501 nt
Organism: Rangifer tarandus platyrhynchus (Svalbard reindeer)
Lineage: Eukaryota; Metazoa; Chordata; Mammalia; Artiodactyla; Cervidae
Source: the annotation of a GenBank genome assembly
AUGACACAGUUUGGCAAAGAGGAAUUAACUGCGAACCCACUGGAAGGCCUACUGUGUGUGAGGUGCUGUAGCAGCAGGAGAGAUAGACACGCAGCCCAUCAGGUUCAGAAUGCAGGCACGUGGGUCACUGAGGACAUCUGCAGCCUGUCAACAAAUCAAAUAAUUGAUGGCUCCAGACUUUAUGGACACCUACAGAGAAAGACAAGACAAAGUCCCUGCCACCAAGUCAUUCGUAUCAGAUUGAAGAGGCAGAUGUGCAGUAACAAACCACAUCUGGUCUGUGUUAAAAGCUGCACAAGGUACAAGUACAGAAGACCACGGAGAUGUUCAGAGGACCAGCUUGCCAAGAGACCCAGGGCAGAUGGAAUAAAUCUCACUGAGUUGGUGGACCUCAACCUGGGCCUUGGAAGAAGGGAAGUAUUAAAUUACCUAGGACUGGAGAAGUCACUUUGGCAAACAGCUCCAAGAAUAAAGGCAGUAAGAGAUUUUCAAGUAUUCUAG